Molecule: messenger RNA, 1427 nt
Organism: Megalops cyprinoides (Indo-Pacific tarpon)
Lineage: Eukaryota; Metazoa; Chordata; Actinopteri; Elopiformes; Megalopidae
Gene: dpm2
Product: dolichyl-phosphate mannosyltransferase subunit 2, regulatory
Exons: 4
Coding region: 47-298 (83 amino acids)
Biological process (GO): GPI anchor biosynthetic process
Cellular component (GO): dolichol-phosphate-mannose synthase complex; endoplasmic reticulum membrane
Molecular function (GO): enzyme regulator activity
Source: RefSeq, a predicted model, not a curated record
UCGGAAGUAGAAUAAUCAUUCAAGAAGAAAGCAACACGUAGCUAACAUGGCAACCGGUACUGAUCAAGUGGUCGGGAUGGGCCUAGUCGGCUUCAGCCUACUGCUGUUUACGUAUUACACGGUCUGGGUUAUAGUUCUGCCCUUUGUGGAUAGCGAUCACGUGAUCCACAAAUAUUUUCUUCCUCGAGAGUACUCCGUCAUCCUUCCUGGAGUGGCAGCGCUGGUUUUAGUCCUAUGUAUAGGAACGUUUAUUGGCGUGGUGACGUGGAAGAACUGGAAGCCUAAGAAGGUGGAUUAGGGGGCACAGGUGCUGAACCCCCUUACCUGAAGAAGGUGGGAUGGGGUGGGAGGGCUGGGGGCAGCAGUCAGCACCUGUGUGGGGACAGCAGAAGAUCAAGUCUGACAGACCGAAGCACUUUGACCAUUCCUGAAGCCACACAGCACAAAGUCUCACUGCAGUGCAGUGCAAACGUCUUCUGUCUGGGGUGAUUGACAGCUGCAUGUAGCUGACAUCAUGGGCUACUCUGUAGAGCUCACGCCAACAGAGGCUUUUACAUGCAGGCAACCUUGAUGCUGGUAGCAGGCAGUUCACACCUUCAGCUGCUUCAUGCAUAAUACACCUAUCUCUGGAGUGCUUUCUUAGGGCUUCUCAAAAAAGUGAUGUUUUCAAGAAGGCAGACAUAGCCUCAGUUCAUUGGGGAUGACUGAGGCUUGAUGAACCCCAUAAUUGGUGGAGCUUCUAUGUGCUGCCAGUCAUUGACAUGUCCGAAUGCAUUAUUGAGCUCUGAUCCCCAUGUAAAAAGCACGUCUUUGAGAAACCAGAGUAGUUCCACUGACUGUGGGUUCAUAAAGCCUCACUCUCCCAUCACUACAGUUUAGCAUCUGUAGGUAAUUUUCUAGCAAGAGAAAAUGGUGGAAUACAUUGUGUGUCUCCAAGGGCAGGAGUUUGGCAUGUUUCCACUCUUAGUAAAAUGUGAACUGAGGUACUUUGUAAAUUGUAGUGUUUUGAUUUCCCCUCAAACUGCUUUCAAUUUGGCUGUGAUAAUGUGAUAUGGCUGCGAUUUUUGGAGUCAUAUUGUAAAUGUUUAUUUUUGCAACAUUUGCAACACUAAGACACUUAGUCUCACAUUUGCAAAAUUGUAAAAAGGCUGAUUGUAAACUAUCUUAAGGAAUAUUGUGAGCAAUAUUUGAACAGAAAUAGUGCGUACUUAUAGUUUUAUUAUACCUAACUACUCAAAAGAAGAAAGGGAUAUUUUCAAAGCUUUGCUAUACAGAAAAUUGCAUGAACCGGUGCUGCAAAUAAAUUGCUCAGCAUUUUAUACAGACGGUAAUAAAAUGUAAUUGUUUACAAGGUCUUAAGUAUUUUUUGUUGUUCUGUGUACAAAAGUUCCGAUGAGGAAGUCGCAACCUGACCAAAUUGACAUGAA